Molecule: messenger RNA, 4500 nt
Organism: Exophiala dermatitidis NIH/UT8656
Lineage: Eukaryota; Fungi; Ascomycota; Eurotiomycetes; Chaetothyriales; Herpotrichiellaceae
Product: ABC multidrug transporter
Exons: 1
Coding region: 1-4500 (1499 amino acids)
Biological process (GO): transmembrane transport
Cellular component (GO): membrane
Molecular function (GO): ABC-type transporter activity; ATP binding; ATP hydrolysis activity
Source: RefSeq, a predicted model, not a curated record
AUGGCCCGACCAGAAGAUGGCGACGAGCACAACGAUCUCAACCGUGCUUUGACACAGGACCGCGUUGAAGAAGCCGAACUGGCGGAGAAAGAUGAGCCCAGGCAAUAUCUAGAAGUGCCCAAGGAGAAUGGAGGGUUGGACAGAAGCAGCAGCGAGGAAAGCACACGGCUGCGCAAGAUCGAGUCUACCGCAACCUCGGCCACUGAAGCGAGCACCGCUGUUCAUCCCCAACCAUAUGCGCAAGAGAAGGCACCAUGGUAUCGCAGGUUGAACCCUCUGCGGCGUGGUCCUCCUCCGCCAAUACCAGAGGAGCGGGGAGUGAGCCGGGAAUAUACUGCCGGGUUUCUCAGCCUGUUGACUUUUCAAUGGAUGAACCCGUUGAUGACCACUGGCUACAAGCGGCCGAUUGAGCUGAAUGAUAUAUGGCUCGUGAACCCCGAUCGAAGUUCAGCCACCAUGAUGGACAAGCUGAUGCCUUCUUUCAAGCGUCGAGUGGCUCGAGGAGAACGCAAUCCUCUGGUGUGGGCACUGUUUGACACUUUUCGAGGGGAGUUCUUGCUUGGAGGGACUUGUGCUUUGUUUUCUGCCAUGCUUCAAGUCUUUUCGCCGUUUACGACCAGAUAUCUUAUUCAAUUCGCUACUGACGCAUGGAUUGCGGACAAGACUGGCAGCAAAGCCCCUAAUAUUGGCCAUGGCGUUGGUCUUGUCAUUGGCAUCACGUUCAUGCAGAUCUGUCAGUCCGUGUCUACCAACCAUUUUCUGUACCGUGGCAUGGUUGUUGGAGGAGAGGCCAGGGCAGUGUUAAUCAACGCCAUAUUUGAAAAGUCACUUGUGAUUUCGGGAAGAGCCAAAGCUGGUGGCAAGGCGCUCGACGACGAGCAGACCUCAAACGGAAUUUCAGAGGCUGAUGAUGGGAGGCAAAGCGAAAAGUCCAAGAAAAGACCAUUUCUUGCACGCUCCAUAUCAAGAAAACUGCACCCCAAAGGUGGGCCCAAUGUCACACCGGACAAGGCCGUCGGUGUCGCGGGGGAUGGCACCGGGUGGAAUAACGGCAAAAUCGUCAACUUGAUGAGCGUCGACACUUACCGGGUGGACCAAGCCUCGGGUAUGUUCCACAUUAUAUGGACAUCACCCUUGCAAGUCAUUGUUGUUUUGGUUGUGCUUAUCGUCAACCUGGGCUACAGUGCCUUGGCGGGAUAUGCACUGCUCAUGAUAAUGCUACCCCUUCUAACUAAGGCUAUCAAGUCGCUCUUCGCGAGGAGGAAACGGAUCAACAAGAUCACUGACCAACGUGUGACCCUGACCCAGGAAAUCUUGGGCUCUGUGAGAUUCGUCAAAUUCUUCGGAUGGGAGACUAGUUUCCUGGACCGCCUGAAAGAACUUCGCAAGCGAGAAAUCCGAUCUGUGCAAAUCCUCUUGUCUAUCCGAAAUGCGAUCAAUGCCGUGGCCAUGUCGAUGCCAGUGUUCGCAUCCAUGCUAGCUUUCAUCACCUAUUCACUAUCCGAUCACGGUUUGUCUCCUGCUCGAGUCUUUUCCUCGCUUGCACUGUUCAACUCUCUACGGAUGCCGCUUAAUUUGCUGCCAUUGGUACUGGGCCAAGUGACGGACGCACAAACUGCGCUUCAUCGUAUCCAGGAGUUCCUGCUGAGCGAAGAACAGAAGGACGAAGUGAUCUGGGAUGAAAACAUGGAGGAUGCAGUCGAAGUCCAACAUGCGUCCUUCACCUGGGAACGUUCUGCCACACAAGAUAAGGAGAAGACUGGCGCGUUUCAAACCAAGGGUGAGCUUAUGGCUGCAAAGAAAGCCGAGAAACAGAAGAAGAAGGCGCAGAAGAAAGCCGACAAGACGGCCAAAAAGAACAAACAGGCCCCAAGAGAGUCGACAGAGGAUGGCUCAAGCGAAACCACCCAGGCCGAACCCUUCAAACUCCACGAUAUAGAUUUUACGGUGGGCAGGAAUGAACUGAUAGCCGUCAUCGGAACCGUGGGGUCGGGCAAAACAUCGUUACUGGCCGCCUUGGCCGGCGACAUGCGAAAAACGAGCGGCAAGGUUAAGAUGGCAUCCACUCGUGCCUUCUGCCCUCAGUACGCUUGGAUCCAGAACGCGACACUGAAGGACAACAUCCUGUUUGGCAAACGCUACAAAUCCAAGUGGUAUCGGGAUGUUAUCGAUGCCUGCGCUCUAGCGCCCGACCUUGAGAUCCUUCCAGCUGGUGACCAAACCGAAAUCGGCGAACGAGGCAUUACCCUAUCGGGUGGCCAGAAGCAACGGUUGAACAUCGCUCGUGCGAUCUACUUCGAUGCCGACAUUAUCCUGAUGGAUGAUCCACUCUCGGCGGUCGAUGCCCACGUUGGCCGUCAUAUUAUGGACAAAGCAAUCUGUGGUCUGAUGAAGAAUAAGUGCCGGAUUCUCGCCACCCAUCAGCUUCAUGUCCUCUCAAGGUGCGAUCGCAUCAUCUGGAUGGAAGAUGGUCAUAUCCAAGCAAUUGAUACGUACGACAACCUGAUGCAGCAAAGUGUGGAUUUCCAGAAGCUCAUGGCCACGACUGCUCAAGAAGAUAGUUCGGCACUGGUCAAGGCAGAAGAGGCCGAGGAAACCGAGGAGAAGCCUGAGAAGAAGAUCAAGAAAGGGAAACCCGCGGCGCUGAUGCAACAAGAGGAACGCGCUGUUAAAUCCGUCAGUUGGACAGUCUGGAAGGCCUACUUUGCUGCAUCAGGGUCUCCCAUACUCUGGCCUCUGAUCUUCGUUGCGCUCAUUCUGUCACAAGGCUCCAACAUCGCUACGAGCUUGUGGCUGAGUUGGUGGGUUAGCGACAAGUUCGGGUUCUCCGAAGGCGCAUACAUUGGAGCAUAUGCAGGUCUAGGCCUUUCUCAGGCCCUGCUCUUGUUCACCUUUUCUACCAUCCUGUCGACGAGCGGCACCAAUGCCAGUAGGGUCAUGCUGCAAAGGGCCAUGACCCGGGUCCUACGGGCGCCGAUGUCUUUCUUCGACACCACCCCGCUGGGUCGAAUCACGAACCGAUUCUCCAAGGACGUGGAUUCGAUGGACAACAGUUUGACCGAUGCCAUGAGGAUGUAUUUCCUGACUCUGGCCAUGAUCACUUCGGUCUUUGCCCUGAUCAUUGCCUAUUUCCACUACUUCGCCGUGGCUCUUGGUCCGCUGUUUAUCCUGUUCCUGUUUGCUUCAAGCUACUACCGAUCGUCGGCCCGCGAGAUCAAAAGACACGAAGCCGUGCUCCGAUCCAACGUCUUUGCACGGUUUUCCGAAUCGAUCAGUGGGGUGGCAUCGAUUCGUGCGUAUGGCCUCCAGAAAUAUUUUGUGUCCCGAGUGCGAAACGCGAUGGAUGAGAUGGACUCGGCGUAUUUCUUGACCUUCGCCAAUCAACGAUGGCUUUCGACGCGUCUCGACGCCAUUGGCAACAUUCUCGUUUUUGUGACAGGUAUCUUGGUGGUGACGGAUCGGUUCAACGUCAACCCUAGCAUAGCUGGUCUGGUGCUGUCAUAUAUUCUGGCCAUUGUCCAGAUGAUCCAGUUCACGGUGCGACAGCUGGCCGAGGUGGAAAACAACAUGAACGCCACAGAAAGAAUACAUUACUACGGUACCCAAUUGGAACAAGAAGCGCCACUGAAGCUUCGAGAUGUGCCUGACUCGUGGCCCGACAAGGGCGCCAUCACGUUCGACAAAGUGGAGAUGCGCUAUCGGCCAGAACUCCCGCUUGUGCUGAAGGGCUUGGAUUUCCAGAUUGCUGGCGGAGAAAAAAUCGGCAUUGUUGGGCGCACAGGAGCCGGCAAGUCGUCCAUCAUGUCUGCGCUCUUCCGGUUGACGGAGUUGUCGAGCGGCCAGAUCAAGAUUGACGGAAUCGACAUUGCGACGGUCGGACUUUAUGACUUGCGGUCGCGACUGGCCAUUAUUCCCCAGGACCCUACCUUGUUCCGGGGGACGAUUCGAUCGAAUCUUGAUCCCUUCAACGAGCAUUCGGACCUGGAGCUGUGGGCAGCUCUGCGGAAAGCCGAUCUCGUUGGCGAAGAAAUGCCUUCUACACCUACGGAGAAAGAAACUCGACCGCAGACCACCGAAACCGCCGCGACCUCGUCAUCCAAUGUUAACGCCCCGGCCAGCCAAAGUCGGAUCCAGUUGGAUAGCCCAGUCGAGGAAGAAGGCUUGAACUUCUCCCUCGGCCAGAGACAGCUGAUGGCAUUGGCGCGUGCACUGGUUCGAAAUUCGCAGAUCAUUGUCUGCGACGAGGCCACGUCGUCGGUCGACUUCGAGACGGAUGAGAAGAUCCAACGGACGAUGCGGACGGCAUUUUCGGGCAAGACGUUACUAUGUAUCGCUCACCGUCUGAAGACCAUUAUCAACUAUGAUCGGAUCUGCGUGAUGGACCAAGGGCGCAUUGCGGAACUCGACACCCCCAUUAAUCUCUUUGAGGCGAAUGGCAUUUUCCGGAGCAUGUGCGACAAAAGUCAAAUUGUGCGGGAGGACUUUUUCAGAGAAAGAUAG